GCAGUCGAAAUGCGUGCUCUUGUGCACUCAUAACCUUUCACUCACACAAUCUUCAUUGAGCACGAUCUGAAAUAAUGCAGCUAUGAUUGAUCAGCCGGUUUCUACCGCCUCUUAUUUGUUUCCCUCGAUCUCCGUCUCGAAACAUACUGUGCCGUAAUCAUUCACCGGCAUUUCGCACGCUUCAUCUAUCGCAAUAGAUCUGCUCUGGCGCUCUUACAAGACUUUUCUCUUGACUUAAUUAAUCUGCGUCUUUCGAUCCUCUUAGCAUCCAUUCCAAAACCGCUAGGCGGCUCUCUUGUGCACAUAUCAGCUAUUUAUUCUGCGACCACUGUGUUUAUUCGUGCCUUUGCUCUUACCUAUCCUCCAGUGCUUUGCUUUCUUAUUUCCUAUCUCUCUUCAACAGGCUGCCUAUUUUUUAAGCCACCAUACCCGUCGCGAUGUCUACUCCACUAGUGACAACAACUCCAAUGAAGGGAUCGCGCAAUCCUAAGCGACAACAAAGAAGGAACAACACACCUGCCUCCCAGGGCAAAACCGUUAUGCUGUCGACGCCUCCUUCAUCGCCGCCUCGAGUGUCAAGCCCUGGCGACUACUUUGCUACAGGCACACCGGGUGUUUACAACGGAGACAACAACAGCUCCCGCAAGAAGAAUGACAAUCGUCCUAGCAAGAAGUCCAGGGAGAACACUCGCCUGACCAAUGCUCCCCAUAGCAAUGGUCCAAGCAUAGCCUCUCCGCCGCAACUUAAAGACAGCCCACAUUAUGCCGGACCAACUUUCCAUGCAUCCCCCGCACCGUCUGCACUUCCGAUGCCGUCAUUCUUUUCCAAGUCUGUCCCCGACUCCGGCCUUUCUGCUGCAUUAGAGCUUGACGAUGAGUUGGAUGAGGAGUCAGCGCCAGAACUUACUACUCCCUCAAAGCCUAAAUCGAGUGCUUCUCGCAUCAAACACGAACCUUCUCCUUUGGAUUUCCUUUUCAAGGCCGCCAUUGAUGCACGAACCAAGUCUCAACAGAGCCCUGAGGCUGUUUCGAAGAGCACAGUCUCAAAAUCUACUGAUGUCAUAACCAAUCAGCGACAAGAUUCGGCCUCAACCGGUAUAUUCUCGCUCGAGCUUGAUGGCUCGGAGAGGACAACACCAACCUUUUCGACCCCAGUUUCUUCAUAUAAAACCAAGAUGAAUGCCUUGACCUCUAGUGGUACUAAACAGCACUGGACAACAGAAAUGGACGAUGCUCAACGAAAGAUGAAGACAGAAGAACUAAAGCACCUAUUACUAAACCCACGUCCUCAACGCCCGGCAUCGGUGUCUCCUCAUCCAAAAGGGCCAGCGCGUGGUUAUUUUCACAAUGCCCACGCUCCUCAGCACGCAGCUUCCGGGCCUCCAACUCCUGUCUCUUUCAAUGGUCAUGUUCAACAAAAUCCUGCUCAAUGCAUGCCUUACAAAUCUCCACCACAGACUUAUGCUGAGAAUAUCAAUCCGAUCUCGUUCCAUCGAGAUGUUUCUCCCUAUGCAAGCCCGGUCAAUGUUGCAAGAGCGAACCACUACGGAUCAUCCCUCCAGUCACCUUUCCGAGUUGGCCAACCUUCGCAAAUGUACAAUUCACCCACCCUUUUCAAUGCCAGACUACAAUCUACUCCGCCUUCACGUAAGCAAGAUCCCGACACCAAGAAAAUGGAAGAUGAUCUUCGAAGAAUCUUGAAAUUGGACAUGGCUCCGAGUAUGCAACCCAAUGGAGUGCAGAGUUCUCUGGCUUGAUAACUUUAAAUCAAAUUUCUACCCAACGACCGGUUAUUCUUGCGCUAAAUUUACUUUGGUUCUCGCUCUUUAUAUGUUUCGUCUUAUGAUUUUCCAGGCAUCUAUGUUGUUAUAAGGUUUCGAAGGAAGACUGCGCGUCACUCGACUAGAUCGCGAGCUCAUAUGUUUUUGGGAUCCUUCUUUCGGUGUGGUCUUUCUGGGACUUUGUUUCGGUUUCGGUUUCAAGCUCGUCAUUGGUUUUUGUGCCUCCCCAUUCUCAUUUUACAGAUACCAUAUGCAUUACCAUAAAUCGGUUUGGGUCGAGAGAAUUUUAUGUCGCAUAUUUUGGCGGUUUUCUAUGGGGAUGGUUUUUACGGGUCGUUGCAAUGGGUAUAUGGGAAUCUCAUUUCUGAUUUAUGCGGGCUCAUAUUUCUUGGACUCUGGGAUGUUGUCUUGCUGUUCUCUACAUUCAUUACGAGGAGUCUGGAAGUUUCACAGCGCGCUGUUAGAGUCGUCUUUACAUUUUAUGACGGCAUACCUUUUACGACUUGAAUGGGUUGGUGCUCUGUCGCACUCUUCAGUGUUGAUCGCGGAUAUGAUUUCGAGACCUUUUCUUGACAGCAGAUGCUUUUGUACUUUGUUUUUUGCUUUCAAUCUUCUUAUUCCCUCGUAACCUCUCCCUUUCUUUCACACCUGUUUUGCCAUUUGCAGUUUUCGUUUGAGCUUACUUUGUCAGCUCGAACCAGUGUUUCCUGUCAUAAUUAACCAACUAUAUUCGCUCCUUAGACAGCCCUAAAGCAUGCCCCUAUUACGCAGAAGCCUUCAACCCGUACUAAACUAGUUGCUACUAGGAAAACUAUUUGAUAGCUAAAAUCUAUUUUCGGCAAGCCACAAUUCAUCUGAUCGACGUUCUGAA
Molecule: messenger RNA, 2652 nt
Organism: Talaromyces stipitatus ATCC 10500
Lineage: Eukaryota; Fungi; Ascomycota; Eurotiomycetes; Eurotiales; Trichocomaceae
Exons: 3
Coding region: 438-1757 (439 amino acids)
Source: RefSeq, a predicted model, not a curated record